AUGGCUAGCAUCCAUCCUCCCACCACCAUCGACGAGUUUACUCGCAUCUGGACUGCCAACGUCCACUGGCGGCUGUAUGAGCAGUGUGGCGUCUGGGACCCACAGACGAGGGGCGUCCAGGUCUGGGUCUGCAUACGCGAACACCACUCGACGCAGGGUACAGAGCCACCAAACACUUCCUUCUGGCAGUACCUCGGUCGCGGCUGACGACCCUUUGAAUCCAACUCGUCCAUAAUUUAUUCGUUCAUCACCCUCCUCUCGGUCUCUCUAUCUUACCAUCAACGCAUGCUUAUACGCUGCCUACCAAUAUCCAUGACGGCGGACUCCACCCCCGGGCACACCAUCAUUAUCAUCAUCAUCAUCAUUACCCGCCCUCCCUCCCCCCGGCGCUGCGAGGUGGUGGCCACACGAUGCUAGCUGCUGCUGCUUUUUGGGCGUGAGGAUGGAUAAAUUUGUUUUGGUCUCUUGCAACUUGCUAUCAUCUACUCUAUACCCUGGUGUUGUACUAUUUGGAAGCACUACAUAUACAGUACACCUCCUUACUCUAGUUAUCUUUCUUGUGCUAUAAAUUAUAACUCACAAUGUUUUUGCUUUUCACAAUCUCCGCGCUUUGAGCGACUCGGACGUCAUGAGAGGAUGUCUUGUGGAUGAUGUCAUUACUGUGUCAUACGAAUUCCUUCGCGUGAAUACAUCUGUCACAC
Molecule: messenger RNA, 701 nt
Organism: Guyanagaster necrorhizus
Lineage: Eukaryota; Fungi; Basidiomycota; Agaricomycetes; Agaricales; Physalacriaceae
Exons: 2
Coding region: 1-207 (68 amino acids)
Source: RefSeq, a predicted model, not a curated record